Molecule: messenger RNA, 501 nt
Organism: Micropterus dolomieu (smallmouth bass)
Lineage: Eukaryota; Metazoa; Chordata; Actinopteri; Centrarchiformes; Centrarchidae
Product: class I histocompatibility antigen, F10 alpha chain-like
Exons: 3
Biological process (GO): immune response
Cellular component (GO): external side of plasma membrane
Source: RefSeq, a predicted model, not a curated record
GAAGUUCAGAUGUUUCACUAUGACAGUAACACCAGGAGAGCAGAACCCAAACAGGACUGGAUGAGCAGAGUCACAGCAGAUGAUCCUCAGUACUGGGAGAGGGAGACUCAGAGCUCUCUGGGUGCACAGCAGGUCUUCAAAGCCAACAUUGAAAUUGCAAAGCAGCGCUUCAACCAAACUGGAGGUGCACACAUUAACCAGAGGAUGUACGGCUGUGAGUGGGACGAUGAGACUGGAGAGCUUAAUGGGUUUAAUCAGUAUGGUUAUGAUGGAGAAGACUUCAUAGCAUUUGACCUGAAGACAGAGACAUGGAUCGCUCCAACACCACAGGCUGUCAUCACCAAACACAAAUGGGAUAAUAACAGAGCUUUGACAACACAGAGAAAAAACUACCUGACCCAGAUUUGUCCUGACUGGCUGAAGAGGUAUUUGGCCUAUGGGAGGAGCUCUCUGCUGAGAAAAGUUUUUCUCUGCACCUGCAGGAUGCUCUUACAGAACUCG